Messenger RNA from Phytophthora infestans T30-4, 585 nucleotides. RefSeq lists its product as uncharacterized. Lineage: Eukaryota; Oomycota; Peronosporomycetes; Peronosporales; Peronosporaceae. The transcript has 3 exons. The record is from RefSeq and is a predicted model, not a curated record. Bases 1 to 585 code for a protein of 194 amino acids.
AUGCAGAUCCUGUCGGGCAAGGCAAACACGCAGACGCGGUGCUUAGACUAUACGUUCCGCCUGGACACGUUACUGGUGCACUGGACGGUGACGAACAAUCCAUUCCAGCGGGGCACGGGGUGCAAGCCGUACUUCCCUUUUCGGAAUAAUACCACACAGGACACGGGAUCGGAUCUGAAGUUGGUUGUGGGCAGUAUUUGCCAGCAGGACAGUCCAAACACUCCACUGAACCACCAACAGAAUACGUCCCGUCAGCACAGCGAACAGGGGCUUCUAAUGUCGAAGCACACUUGUAACCCUUUGGACAUUGAACGCACUGACCGUCUCCAUCCAAACUCAAGCAUGAAGAAGACGCAUUAUGCGAAUAGUAGCCCGCAGUGCACGCAACUGGAGCCGCGUCAAUCGAGCACUUCACGCCAGCACCACAUAGAGUACACACUGUGGCGUUUCCCAGCGAGUCGGGACAAUAGCUGCCUGCAGGACACACAUGGCAAACAUGGUCACCCUGUGUGGAGCAGCAUGGACAACAAGUUAGCACAGCCAAAGUACAAGGUCGUAUCGCUAUGCUUUACCUCCAAACUGUAG